Lolium perenne is the source of this 794-nucleotide messenger RNA. RefSeq lists its product as uncharacterized. Lineage: Eukaryota; Viridiplantae; Streptophyta; Magnoliopsida; Poales; Poaceae. The record is from RefSeq and is a predicted model, not a curated record.
AGGCAACCCCUCCUUGCUUUCUCAGCUGCCUUUCUUUCCAUCUGUUCCUAGCGUUUCUCCACUCCAUUGGCGUUGGCUUAUCAGCUGCUCUGCUCAUCACACUCAAACAACACAAGCUAGUUCAGCACCUCAGCUAAGCCGACCAGCUGCAUUGGUUGAUUGCACUCAUGGGGUUGCAAGAAAUGGAGAAGCUGCAGCUGCAUCGCCAUGGUGGCGGCAAUAUGCGACUUGGCGCAGCCGCGGUCGCCGGCGACGACCAGGCAGCGGGCGGCGGCAGGAGCAAGGCCACGGCGGCAGCGGCGGUCUGGAUUGCCCUGCCGCUGAUAAGGCCCGUCAAGGUCGCCCGCCGAAGACUCGACGAUGGUACCAGCAGCAACAGCUGCGGCGCGAGAGGGGCAGACGAGGAAGAUGAGGAGGAGGUGACGACGCCGAGAGGGGAAGGGUGCAGAAUACCGGCGGAGGCGGCGACGUGCCCUCCGGCGCCCAAGAAGGCGAGGACGGCGGCCGUAGCCAUCGUCACCGACCGCCGGUGCAACCGCGACGACGGCGAGGUGACGGAGUACUACCGCGUGCCGGCGGACCUGGACUCCGUGUUCGCCGUCGUCGGCCGGGUCGCCGAGGCCAACUGAUCGAUUCUUACGUGUAACGCGAGCGAUCCAUUGCGGUUCAAAGAAAUGAGGAACCGAUCCGAGCCCUGUUAAUGUAGCUGUACAUAUUUCGCAUUGUCGUUGGGCUGAACUUUUUGUUGUUGUUGUGAAAAUAAUCGAGAUGGAUGAAUGCACUUGUGAUCUCAU